UUCAUUCUUUGAGGUUUCUCAGACAGAAGAAGCAGACAUGGCCAAAGGAGUGUUGAUCUCCAAGUCCCUGGCUGCUGCCACUGGGAUCCUCACGGUCUCUUGUGUUUGUGGUGUGGUGUUGAUGCUUGUGAUUUACCAAAUUCAAAUAGGUGAAAAUCCUCCAGUGCCUCCACCAUCUCCAAUUCCUGCAACGGCAAUUCCAUCAGGACCUCCACCGUCUCUCAGACUUCCUGACAGUUUGAUUCCGGAGAGCUACAGUGUAUUUCUCCAGCCAUACCUUUCUGCAAAGCUGUCUACAGACAAGGAAAACGAUACAAAACAAUCCUUUUUCAAGGGAAAUUCGACUGUUAGAUUGAAGUGCGUGAAAAUCUCCAAGAGCAUCUUCCUUCAUGUUCGGGACCUAAAUGUGACAGAUGUACAAGUGACAAAUUCUGAUUCUAAUGAGACAUUAUCAGUGAGGAGUUAUGAAGUACAUUACAAUGAAAGUAAUUUUCUUGAGAUUCAACUCAACGAUGUGCUAAAAAAUGGGACCUACUAUGAUCUGUUCACUUCAUUUGAAGGAGAACUUCUUGAUGACAUGUCUGGGUUUUAUCUGAGCCGGUACACAGAGAAGGAAAAUGAAGAGGAGGAUGAAGAGAGAUUCCUUGCUGCCAGCCAGAUGCAACCCACAUAUGCCAGGAAAGUUUUUCCUUGCUUUGAUGAGCCAGCUCUGAAAGCUGUGUUUAAUAUAACCAUUGUCCACAGAAGUGACACCAUGGCCCUGUCUAACGGCAAAGAAGAUUAUGGGACAAUAAUUGGAGAAGGCUGGGUUAUUACUACAUUUGAGCCGACCCCAGUCAUGUCAACUUAUCUAUUGGCUUUCUCUGUAUCUAGCUUUGCCUCUAAAGUGAUAUCUACAGGGAAAAUAUCAACAUAUGCUCGACCUGAAGCUAUUGCUGCUGGCCAUGCUGACUAUGCAACAGAAACAGCAAAGACGAUUCUAGACUACUAUGUGGAUAUAUUUGGAUUGGGAUACCCAUUGGACAAAUUAUAUCAGAUUGCUGUGCCUGACUUCAGUGCAGAAGCCAUGGAAAACUGGGGUUUAAUUUCAUAUCGGGAGGCAGCUCUGCUGUAUGACAAAGCUACGUCAUCUAACUUUGAUAAAGAAUUGGUGGCCACUGUGAUUGCUCAUGAAUUAGCACAUCAGUGGUUUGGAAACCUUGUCACAAUGAGCUGGUGGAAUGACCUGUGGCUGAAUAAAGGAUUUGCAACAUAUAUGUCGUACUUUGGGGCAGAAGCUGCUGGCUGGGACUUAAAAGAUCUAAUUGUUCUCAGAGAAAUCCAGACUGCCUUUCAAGUGGAUUCUUUGAAUGCUUCCCAUCCUCUCAGCUUGCCUGAAAGCCAUAUUGAAACAUACUCUGACAUCAUAGAACUUUUUGAUGACGUCACCUCUAGCAAGGGUGCUGCUGUGUUGAGAAUGCUGUCUACAUACAUAGGAGAGGAAGAUUUUAUGAGAGGGAUUAAGACAUAUCUCAACAAGUUCCAGUACAUGAACACAAAGUACACAGACCUUUGGAAAUGCUUGCAAGAGGAGUCGAAGAAAAAUGUGGAAGGCUUUAUGAGCACAUGGAUUGAGCAAGUGGGAUACCCAGUAAUCACCAUUAUUACAGAGACAGGGGAAAUCUCCCAAGAACAGUUUUUCCUUAAGCAAACAAAGGGCCAUGGCAUUGCAUGGCAGGUUCCAGUCAGAUCUGUUAAGUCUAAUGAUCUUGAGAAAGUGGACGGGUAUAUACUGAAAAUAAACGGUCCAGUUCAAAAGCCAGAAUAUCGAAUUGAGGAUGAGAAAUGGCUUCUGGCUAACGUUAACUGCACUGGCUUUUUCCGUGUGAACUACGAUGAAACAAACUGGUAUAAACUUCUUAGGCAACUUGAAAGUAAUCAUCAUGUCAUUCCAGUCAUCAACAGAGGACAGCUCAUCGAUGAUGCUUUUAAUCUUGCAAGGGCUGAUCGCCUCAAUGUCACUAUUGCACUAAGUUUAACCAAGUAUCUGAUAAAUGAAACUGAGUAUAUUCCAUGGGAGUCUGCACUGAGAAACCUGGACUAUUUCAUCCUUAUGUUUGAUCGUUCUGAGGUCUAUGGUCCGAUGACAAAAUAUCUACGCAAGCAAGUCACACCGCUAUAUGAGUACUUUAACAACACAAUAAAUGGAAGCAUUCCUGAGAGCCUCACUGACCAGUAUAACCAAGUAAAUGCUAUUUCAAUGGCCUGCAGCAAUGGCCUUCCUGAAUGCAUCACAAAUGCUUUAAGACUGUUUGAAGAUUAUAAAAAGGGCACAAAUAGCACAUUAUGGAUUCAUCCAAAUUUGAGGGCAUCCAUCUAUUGUAGUGCAAUAGCUGCAGGUGAUGAAGAUGAUUGGGAAUUUGUGUGGGAAGAGUUCCAAAGGGCCACAGUCGCUUCGGAGAAAGACAAAUUGAGAUAUGCCCUAUCAUGUACCAAAGAAAUCUGGUUGCUUAACAGAUACCUUCAGUACACUCUUGACCCUACAAAGAUAAGAAAGAUGGAUCUUGUCUCUACCAUAAACUACAUUGCCAAAAAUGUUGCCGGGCAGCCUCUAGCCUGGGAUUUUGUUCGCGGUCAUUGGUCCUACAUCACACAAGAGAAUGGGGCUGGCAUCAUGUCCUUAGGCAGUCUGUUAGAUGGCGUGACAAAGAGAUUCUCAACAGACUUUGAACUUGAACAGCUGAGACAGAUACAGCGGGAACAGGAAGAGGAUGAUCAGAAGCUUGCAACUCGAGCUUUGGAGCAGGUCAUUGAAAGGACAGAGGCCAAUAUUAAUUGGGUGACAGAAAACAAGCAGGCUGUUUUGGACUGGUUCCGUGAAGAGCUCAAGGAUCAUUGAGUUCUAGGUCUGCAGAAUCAAGGGAAUACACAAUGGAGCCAGUACAAUGAAAAACAGAUGAAAAGGCAUUCCACAAUGAUGGCAACUCCCUCCUGUGGCACAGUGAUGGUUUUUAUCAAAAAAGGACUUGAGGAGAAGAAAAAGAAUGUGCAAUUUUGAAAUGGCUACAUAACACAUUCCCUGUGUUACAUGUAGAGUAGUUACCAUAAUCUACUGUGAAUAACAGAGAAAAGGGUGUAAUGAAUUUGUUUAGUAGUCCUUUAGGACAGCUUAAUUUAUUUCUUUUAAUAUGAUUUUGUUUU
Messenger RNA from Myxocyprinus asiaticus (Chinese sucker), 3180 nucleotides. RefSeq names its product aminopeptidase N-like. The coding region runs from base 38 to 2878 and encodes 946 amino acids. Gene Ontology annotation, biological process: proteolysis; peptide catabolic process. Lineage: Eukaryota; Metazoa; Chordata; Actinopteri; Cypriniformes; Catostomidae. Gene Ontology annotation, cellular component: cytoplasm. The transcript has 20 exons. The record is from RefSeq and is a predicted model, not a curated record. Gene Ontology annotation, molecular function: metalloaminopeptidase activity; peptide binding; zinc ion binding.